Messenger RNA from Mugil cephalus (flathead mullet), 1030 nucleotides. RefSeq names its product trace amine-associated receptor 13c-like. The record is from RefSeq and is a predicted model, not a curated record. Bases 47 to 1030 code for a protein of 327 amino acids. Gene Ontology annotation, biological process: G protein-coupled receptor signaling pathway. Lineage: Eukaryota; Metazoa; Chordata; Actinopteri; Mugiliformes; Mugilidae. The transcript is spliced from 2 exons. Gene Ontology annotation, cellular component: membrane. Gene Ontology annotation, molecular function: trace-amine receptor activity.
GCACUGUGGCACAAAGAUUGGAGUUAGGAAACUGCUCCUCUGUGCUAUGAUGGAGGGAGAUGAACUCUGCUUCCCACAACUCUUCAACUCCUCCUGCAGAAAGCCAAAGCGUCCUGAAUUUGAAGUCAUGCUGAUUCACAUCCUGCUGUCGUCCAUCUCUCUGCUCACUGUCAUCCUCAACCUGCUUGUCAUCGUCUCCAUCUACCACUUCAGGCAGCUCCACACUCCCACCAACCUCCUCCUCCUCUCUCUAGCUGUCUCAGAUUUCUUUGUAGGACUCCUCAUGUGCUUCCAGAUCAUGCUCAUAAAUGGAUGCUGGUUCCUCAGUGACCUGAUGUGUGUCUUGUAUCAGUAUCUAUCAUACAUCAUCACCUCUGCGUCAGUAGGAACCAUGGUGCUCAUAUCUGUUGACCGCUAUGUGGCCAUUUGUUAUCCUUUACAUUAUCCCACCAAAAUCACCCAGAGGAGAGUUCAGAUCUGUGUCUCUUUGUGUUGGCUCUGUUCUGUUUUCUUGCAAAGUCUAAACCUGAAGGACAAUCUGAAACAACCUGGGAGGUAUAACUCCUGCUCCGGAGAGUGUGUGAUUGUUAUUGAUUACAUUGCUAGGAUGGCAGAUCUCAUUUUGACUUUUGUUGUUCCCAUCACUGUCAUCGUGAUUCUGUAUCUCAGAGUGUUUGUGGUGGCUGUGUCUCAGGCUCGAAUCAUACGCUCCCACAUUGCAGCUGUAAGUCAGCAGCACUCAGUCACAUUGACCAUUAAGAAGUCUGAGCUGAAGGCAGCCAGGACCCUCGGCGUUGUCAUCAUCGUGUUUCUGAUGUGUAUGUGUCCGUUUUUCUGCGUGACGCUCACAGGACAAGAUAACCUGCUCAAUGCCUCCUCUGCUGCCUUCAUUAUUUGUCUCUUCUACUUUAACUCGUGCCUAAACCCAAUCAUCUACGCCUUCUUCUACCCCUGGUUCAGAAAAUCUAUUAAAAUGAUUGUCACACUUGAAAUCCUGCAGUCUGGCUCUUGUAAUGACAACGUGCUGUAG